AUGGUAUUACUUAAACUGAAACGAUAUUUAUCGGAUCACGUUGUUAAAGUAAACUCAUGGUUACCCACGUGUUAUGGGCAUUUCGAAAAGCAGCUUUCGACGUUCUUGAUCGUUGUUUUACUUUCUUUGAGUUCUUCGUGCAUCAAUGGCCUUAUCCAUGAUGAGUUUCAAGAAGAGUACGGCUACGAUUUUCGCAGCUACCCUUCGUAUUUAAUUAGCCCCGUUGAACAAGCUAGGGUUAACAAGUACUUUGAUAAUUCUUCGGCGGUGGCAGCCAAGAUUAUUGAAGCCCGGUUUUCCGACUUCAACAACUUCUCGAGAAGAUCGCUUGCGGCUUCUGUUAAGACAGUUGAUGUACUUAGCUUUGGAGCUAAAGGUGAUGGAAGUACUGAUGAUUCUAAGGCAUUUGGGAAUGCAUGGAAAGAAGCAUGUUCAUCUUCACAAGAUGUAAAUUUUGUGGUACCAAAGAGCAAAACUUAUCUUCUCAAACCACUUAGAUUUACAGGCCCUUGCAAAUCCCACAUAACAAUGGAGAUUAAUGGAGCCAUCCUAGCAUCUGAUAAUCGUGCCGACUACAGUAAAGACAAUCGACACUGGCUUAUUUUCGACAGAGUCGAUAACCUAGUUGUUGAAGGUGGUGGCACUAUUAACGGCAAUGGGAAUAUCUGGUGGCAAAAUUCUUGCAAAAUUAAUAAAUCGAAGCCAUGCAAAAGUGCUCCAACGGCUUUGACCUUCUACAAGUGCACAAGCUUGGUAGUAAAGAAUCUGAAGAUCCAAAAUGCACAGCAAAUUCAUCUGUCUUUCGAAAAGUGCACAAACGUGCAAGCCUCGAAUCUUGUGGUGAAUGCUCCCGAAAAGAGCCCUAAUACCGACGGAAUCCACGUCACCGGCACUCAAAAUAUCCAAAUAUCUAGCUGCAUUAUAGGCACCGGCGACGACUGUAUUUCGAUUGUGAGUGGAUCGAAGAAAGUUCAAGCGACGGACAUUACAUGUGGACCUGGUCAUGGCAUCAGUAUUGGAAGCUUGGGUUCUGGAAAUUCCGAAGAAUAUGUCUCAGAUGUUGUCGUUAAUCGAGCAAAGCUUUCCGGUACCACCAAUGGAGUCAGAAUCAAGACUUGGCAGGGAGGAUCUGGAAGUGCAAGCAACAUCAAAUUCCAAAACAUAGAGAUGAAAAACGUGAAAAACCCGAUAAUCGUUGACCAAAACUACUGCGACCAAGACGGACCAUGCAAACAACAGGCCUCAGCUGUGCAAGUGAAAAAUGUCGUGUACCAAAACAUAAAGGGAACGAGCGCUUCCAAAGUAGCUAUCGAUUUCGACUGCAGUAAGAGCCAUCCUUGUCAGGGGAUUGUUCUACAAAAUGUGAACUUUGUAGGGGCAGAUGGUGCAAAAUCUAAAGCUGUUUGCAACAACGUUAAUCUACAGAAUUCAGGAACAGUCAUACCUCAAUGCCCUUAAAAU
This is a messenger RNA of Erythranthe guttata (spotted monkey flower), 1461 nucleotides long. Its product is annotated as polygalacturonase. Gene Ontology annotation, biological process: carbohydrate metabolic process. The record is from RefSeq and is a predicted model, not a curated record. Lineage: Eukaryota; Viridiplantae; Streptophyta; Magnoliopsida; Lamiales; Phrymaceae. Gene Ontology annotation, molecular function: polygalacturonase activity.